Rhineura floridana is the source of this 2671-nucleotide messenger RNA. It is a transcript of the gene GPR27, whose product is annotated as G protein-coupled receptor 27. The transcript has a single exon. Lineage: Eukaryota; Metazoa; Chordata; Lepidosauria; Squamata; Rhineuridae. Gene Ontology annotation, molecular function: G protein-coupled receptor activity. The coding region runs from base 789 to 1943 and encodes 384 amino acids. Gene Ontology annotation, biological process: G protein-coupled receptor signaling pathway. The record is from RefSeq and is a predicted model, not a curated record. Gene Ontology annotation, cellular component: plasma membrane.
GCUCCCUGCCGGAGUCAUCGCGGCGCGCUCUCGCUUCCCCGGGUGCCGUUGUAAAAACGGCGGUGAUGGGGAGGAGGAAGAGGACGUGGAGGACCGAAGCCUGACAUUCCCUGCGGAGAUCGUGCUGUAGGAGACAGUAGAGAGCUACCAGAAGGGAACAGACAAUAGGAGGAGAGCGGCGGGCAGCAAAAGGCGCAAUGUUGGAAGAGCGGCGACAGCAGCGCGCCCCUCACCGGGACAAGGGGAUGCUCGCGAGUUUCUCCUCUUGCUGCAUCCUCCCAGGGGCGCCUGCUGCAUUCCCCCCGGGAGCCGUUUAAAGUUUGAGGAUGGCCGCACCCUGACGAACCAGGCGCCUUGUGCCGAUCGGGGGGAAAGCUGACGGAGGUUGCGGCUGGGCGCAGCUGAGCGCAACAUGCUGGAAUGGGGGCGCCUUGCGCGCGCACAGCCUGAGCCCGCCGCGGCUUUGCUGGAGGAGGGAGCCGCUGCUCGGGAAGGAGACGGAGGGGAAAGAGCGGAGAGGAUGCCGCCCUCCCAGGCGUGGAGAUGAGAGCGGGCUCUGCGGGGUGGCAUGGGUGCCGGCGAAGUAAGCUCCUGCGGCACAAGCGGCGGCGGCCCAGCUUGUCUUCUAGACGAGAGAGCCAUGUGGAAGAAGCAGGCAGGGCGAAGAGGCGGCCGUAGCUGCUGAAGGAGAAGCCGCCUCUCCUCCCCCCUCCUCCUCCACUUCUUUCCCUCCCCAGCGUUUGGGUCUGAGUGUUGGGGAAGAGGCGGGCAAUCAUCAGCCUCGCUAGAUGGCGAACGCCAGCGAGCUGGGAAGCAGCAGCAGCAGCAGCCCCCACAUGCCCAGCCCUGACGGCCUUCUCAGCGCCUCUGGCCUCAAGCUAGCCACGCUGGGGUUGAUCCUGUGCGUCAGCCUGGCGGGCAACGUGCUCUUCGCUUGGCUCAUCCUCAAGGAGCGUCACCUGCACCGCGCCCCUUACUAUCUGCUCCUGGACCUGUGCCUGGCCGAUGGGCUGCGCUCCUUGGCCUGCUUCCCCUUUGUCAUGCUCUCGGUGCACAAUGGGGCAGGCUCCUGGCCUCAUGGUCUGCUCAGCUGCAAGGUCCUGGCUUUCUUGGCCGUCCUCUUCUGCUUUCAUGCCGCCUUCCUACUCUUCUGCGUGGGCGUGACACGGUACAUGGCGAUUGCCCAUCACCGCUUCUAUGCCAAGCGCAUGACGGGCUGGACCUGCCUGGCCGUGGUGUGCAUGGUGUGGACCCUCUCCAUGGCUAUGGCCUUCCCACCUGUCUUUGACGUGGGCACCUACAAGUUCAUUCGGGAGGAGCAGCAGUGCAUUUUUGAGCACCGUUAUGUCAAGGCCAACGACACGCUGGGUUUCAUGCUCAUGCUUGCCACUGUCAUUGCUGCCACCCAUUUGGUUUACAUCAAGCUUCUCUUCUUUAUCCAUAGCCACCGCAAGAUGAAACCGGCUCAGUUGGUGCCAGCCAUUAGCCAGAACUGGACUUUCCACGGGCCUGGGGCCACUGGCCAGGCAGCUGCCAACUGGACAGCUGGCUUUGGCCGGGGUCCCACUCCUCCUACCUUGGUGGGCAUCAGACAGAACGCCACCCAUAGCCAGAUCAAGCGGCUACUGGUCCUGGAGGAAUUCAAAAUGGAGAAGAGGAUCUGCAAGAUGUUCUACAUGAUCACCCUCCUUUUCCUACUUCUCUGGUCCCCCUAUAUUGUGGCCUGUUACUUGCGUGUCUUCAUCAAGGCCAGCACCAUCCCCCAAGUCUACCUGACCACAUCUGUCUGGAUGACCUUUGCCCAGGCAGGGGUCAACCCCAUUCUGUGCUUCAUUUUCAACAAGGAGCUCAGAGUCUGUUUCAGAGCUAAUUUCCUCUGCUGCCAAAGCAUACAAAAUACCCAAGGCACAAUUCUGUGUGAUUUGAAGAAUUUUGGGGUGUAGUUUAUCUUUCCAGUUAUAAAGUAACACUCCUUCUUCUUCUUCUUUGCAUAUGCACUUGAGAGAUGGUUACCUAAGGAGACACCUGGCCUCCCCCACCUGCCCUUAUGUUUUAAGAGGUUAUUUAUUUAUUUAUGUUUUAUUGGAGGGGGGAGAUUGGGGGGAAUAACACAGGGCUCUAACUUUCUUGGCUGUUUCUAACAUUUCUACAGAUUAUUCUGACAUGGAUAAAAAGGCCAUAAUUUUGUGUUGGUUUUUGUUAAAAUGCCCUACAGGUUUUGAUAAAGGCUAAGCACUUUUAUUCAUGUAAGAUUUUAUAUAAGGCCAAGAUGAAAUUUUAUACUAAAGUGUUAUUUUUUAUGAGCUCAGAAUAUUGUAUUACAGUGUUUGUUUUUAAAAGGUAACCAAGAAGGAGAAACUGUACUGUGUUUAGAAGUUGGUUCAUGCUGGGGAGCUUUUGGGUUAAUUUUUUAUUUCAGUAUUUAAAGCAGUGACUUUAUAACAUUGCCUGAAACAGAAACAUGGGAUGCAACCCUAACCUACAUCUUAAUAGUACUCAAGUUAUUAGGUCGUUUCCUAUUGACCUGAAGAGAAUUAGGUUCACUUGCUCUGAUGUACAACUAACUUGUUGCACUGUUCCUUUGAUAGUAUCUCAGAACCCUUUUGGGAAAAAAUGAUAAUUUUAAAAAGCAAAAUAAUUGCAUAUCAACUGUCAAUAGCAGGUUUUUAAA